GCUUGAGAACGCUCGUGCAAUUCGGAAAGCGCGAAGGCCGAGAUGAGUCUCUUGGUCUUGUUCAUAUAAGGUAUUGAAUCAGUUUCCUUUCAGUUGAACAUCAUCCAGCGGACAUCUCGAGCUUCCAGAACAGAGCAAAAGAAAAGAAGUCAAAAGUCAAAAUUUCAAGUCACAUCUCCAAACAUGUCUCCAGGAGCUACCGAAACUGUCGAGCCUGCCGCCGUGCAGCUGACUGACUCUGCCCCGGUCCAGAGUGCUCCCUUUCCAACUCUUGCCGGCAAAGUUGCGCUCAUCACUGGUUCCGGUCGCGGUAUCGGAAGGGGAAUGGCCCUUGAGUUGGCCGCCCGAGGUGCCUCAGUCGUUGUCAACUAUGCAAAGAGCGCCGACAAGGCGAACGAGGUAGUGAAGGAGAUCAACAAGCUCGGCAGCAAGGCUAUUGCGCUCCAGGCCGAUGUCAGCAAGCCGGAAGAGAUCUUCGCCCUGUUCGAGAAGGCGGUGGCUCACUUCGGCCACCUGGAUAUUGUCAUCUCCAACUCGGGAACGGAGGUUUGGUCCAGAGAGGAAGAUGUCACACCAGCCGAUUUCGACUACAUUUUCAACAUCAACUGUCGGGGACAGUUCUUCGUCGCACAGCAGGGUCUGAAGUACCUGGGCCGUGGUGGUCGUAUCAUCCUCAUGAGCUCGGUGGCCGCCACCAUGAGCGGUGUUCCAAACCAUGCGCUGUACGCUGGUAGCAAGGCCGCAGUGGAGGGAUUUACGAGAUCCUUCGCGGUUGACUGUGGUGAGAAAGGUAUCACCGUCAACGCGAUUGCACCCGGCGGUGUCAAGACGGAGAUGUUCGAUGCAAAUGCAUGGCAUUACGCACCCGGCGGUUACCCUGAGAUGCCCAUGGAGCUUAUCGAGAAGGGAAUCGCCAGCCUGUGCCCUCUGAAGAGAGCCGGCGUACCAGCUGAUAUCGCCAGAGCGGUCGCACUGCUGGUCAGCCCCGACAGCGAAUGGAUAAACGGUAAGCAAAUACAUCUACCUGACGCAGUUAUUACGCUCUUACUAAGAUUUUUUGCUCCUAAAGGUCAAGUCAUCAAGCUCAGCGGUGGCUCUGUCGCGUAGGUGGCACCAUGAAUGAUGAACGUACACGGUACACGAUAGGAGGGGAUAAUGUAUCUUAUUCUCAUGCAGCGAGAGCCUUAGAAGUCGUACAUACGACCCCCACACAUAAUAUACUAGACGA
This is a messenger RNA of Amorphotheca resinae ATCC 22711, 1228 nucleotides long. RefSeq lists its product as hypothetical. Bases 184 to 1107 code for a protein of 307 amino acids. The transcript is spliced from 2 exons. The record is from RefSeq and is a predicted model, not a curated record. Gene Ontology annotation, molecular function: oxidoreductase activity. Lineage: Eukaryota; Fungi; Ascomycota; Leotiomycetes; Helotiales; Amorphothecaceae.